AUGGAGGAAGAUGUGGAGACAGGAGUCCACCUUGAUCCUGCUAUCAAGGAAGUUCAGUACAAUCCCACUUAUGAUACCAUGUUUGCUCCUGAGUUUGGACCAGAAAACCCAUUUAAGACUCAGCAAAUGGCUGCACCUAGAAAUAUGCUUUCCGGAUAUGCAGAGCCAGCUCACAUMAAUGAUUUCAUGUUUGAACAACAAAGAAGAACAUUCGUAACCUAUGGCUAUGCAUUAGAUCCCUCUAUCGAUAACCCUGAAGUUGCUACCAAAUAUAUUGGCUCUGUCGAAGAGGCUGAAAAAAAUCAAGGUUUAACAGUGUUUGAGACAGGACAGAGGAAAAUAGAAAAAAGGAAGAAAUUCAAAGAGAAUGAUGCGUCUAACAUUGAUGGCUUCUUGGGACCAUGGGCAAAAUACGUUGAUGAAAAAGAAGUGGCAAAACCCUCAGAAGAAGAACAGAAAGAGUUGGAUGAAAUAACAGCUAAGAGGCAGAAGAGAGGAAAGCUAGAGGAUGAUAAACCUGGGGAGGAGAAGACUAUAUUACACGUCAAGGAAAUGUAUGACUAUCAGGGGAGAUCUUAUCUUCAUGUCCCUCAAGACGUCGGAGUUAAUCUCCGUUCUACCGUGCCACCGGAGAAAUGCUAUCUUCCGAAGAAACAAAUCCACGUGUGGUCUGGACAUACAAAGGGUGUCAGUGCAGUUAGAUUGUUUCCUCUCUCUGGGCACAUAAUGCUGUCUUGCUCUAUGGACUGCAAAAUUAAGCUAUGGGAGGUAUAUGGCGAUCGAAGGUGUCUACGAACAUUCAUUGGGCACAGUAAAGCCGUUCGAGACAUCUCCUUUAAUAACGCUGGCACGCGGUUUCUCAGCGCAGCCUACGACCGCUACCUGAAGCUCUGGGACACCGAAACAGGGCAGUGUAUUUCAAGAUUCACCAAYAGGAAGGUUCCCUACUGUGUCAAAUUCAAUCCCGAUGAAGAUAAACAGAAUCUCUUUGUUGCAGGAAUGUCAGAUAAGAAGAUUGUGCAGUGGGAUAUUCGGAGUGGUGAGAUUGUGCAGGAAUACGACAGGCAUUUGGGAGCUGUCAACACCAUUGUGUUCGUGGAUGAAAAUAGACGGUUUGUGAGCACAUCCGAUGACAAGAGUUUAAGAGUCUGGGAAUGGGAUAUUCCCGUGGACUUCAAGUACAUAGCUGAGCCGAGCAUGCACUCGAUGCCAGCCGUGACUUUGUCUCCCAACGGGAAGUGGCUGGCUUGUCAGUCGAUGGACAACCAAAUUCUGAUUUUCGGCGCUCAGAACAGAUUCAGAUUAAACAAGAAGAAGAUCUUCAAGGGCCACAUGGUAGCUGGCUACGCCUGCCAAGUGGAUUUUUCACCUGACAUGAGCUAUGUGAUAUCCGGAGAUGCGGACGGAAAACUGAACAUCUGGGACUGGAAGACCACCAAGCUCUACAGCAGGGUGAAGGCCCACGAUAAAGUCUGCAUUGGUGCCGUGUGGCACCCGCACGAAACGUCCAAAGUCAUCACGUGUGGCUGGGAUGGCCUGAUUAAACUGUGGGACUGAGGAGGAGGAGGAUGCAGAGGGCUCAAGUUGUAAGUCUUGCUGGCAUCUGAGWUUGGAGUGACUCCUGCCAUGAGGAUGGCUAGACAUUGGGCAUGCAGCUGGUCUCAGCUAGCUGGGUAUGUCCUCCCCAAAACGGGAGAUCUCCGUGGCAGGAAAAGGGACUGGAAAAAAUAAUAGAUCUAAACCUGACCUCUGGGUGUGAGAGGUCAGUGGCGCAUGCAGCACCAAGUGUUAGUUUGUCAUGUGUCUCUUUUUUUU
Molecule: messenger RNA, 1815 nt
Organism: Nothoprocta perdicaria
Lineage: Eukaryota; Metazoa; Chordata; Aves; Tinamiformes; Tinamidae
Gene: CDC40
Product: cell division cycle 40
Exons: 15
Coding region: 1-1557 (518 amino acids)
Biological process (GO): mRNA splicing, via spliceosome
Cellular component (GO): catalytic step 2 spliceosome
Molecular function (GO): protein binding; mRNA binding
Source: RefSeq, a predicted model, not a curated record